Molecule: messenger RNA, 2697 nt
Organism: Schistocerca americana (American grasshopper)
Lineage: Eukaryota; Metazoa; Arthropoda; Insecta; Orthoptera; Acrididae
Product: RING finger protein 44-like
Exons: 14
Coding region: 259-2034 (591 amino acids)
Source: RefSeq, a predicted model, not a curated record
CUCGUCUAUGCGUUAUGUAUGCGCAGAUACGGACGACGGAUGCAGUGCUAACUUUCGCGGAAUAUUUGUACGAGAUGCCACGUAGUGACGACUGAUCUUUCUCGCAUCAUACGCGUUGUAAGGUUGCAAGAACUUGCUGACAAAAUAAUUACAGUCAAAGGUUCUGAAUAAUCGUCAGAAUUUGUCCACUGCCAGAAACUGCUAUGCCUGAUGAAAACUAAAGUUAAUCAUACCCUGCAGCAAAGGUGACAUCCUCGGAUGAAUCCUAACAGCCGUGUGCCUCCUCUCAGGAAUUCAUCACAAUAUCCUCGUCAUGUCAGUGCCAACCAUGUACCCAGGCCAAAUCAUCAGCCAAGAUGGCCUGUCAAUCACGUUCCAUACGCCAAGGACUAUAGGCAGUGCUACCAAAAUGGGGAUUGUCCAGCCAUGCAGAUAGCUGGUGGUAAUGUGCCUCCAAAAGAAUCCGGUUAUCUCAGCUACCCGAAACCUGGAAGUCCACCUGUUAAUGGCCAUGGAAUCUACACACCAGAGAUUGUGCCUGGUGAUGUUUCUCCACCAUUGCGAAUAAAUAUAUGUGCACAGCGAUGCUGUUGGUCUCCACCCGUAGAGCCGCUGAGUCAUUCUCAGAGGGAAAUGGAAAAUACUUUGUGUGGUCCACCCAUCUUGAGUGUCAGUCCUAGCGGUUUGCCAGCAAGCACUGUGGAUGUUCAUCAACAUACAGGAGUAGGUCUGGAAUUUUCACCGAGGCGGACAGUCACUGCUGGAGAAAUUCGCCUGAGUCCUUUACAAAUUCAGCAUUCGCCUCCGUAUUUUAGAACUAACAGUCAAGAUGAUGGAAGGAAGAGUGAAAGCCCUUCGCGAAAACGAAGGAGAGUGUCUCGUGGAGGCAUUCAGAUGGCAGUACCUGUUCCCACAACAGCACCACAUACGAGGACACCUUGGGAACAGCGCCGUUCUCCCAGGCACCAGUCAACUGCUCGGAGUGUAAGUAACAGUUUGAGACGCACCAUGCGUUGCACGCCCGUGUGGGGUCCGCUUCCCCACCAGGAGUCGCCCUACACGCCGUUCCACCCACACCCGGCGCACACGGCUCAGAGUCCUGCCACAGUGCCAAUACCGCUUCCACUGUCGCUGUACCCUGGCAGCAGCCCCCCUCCGCAGCACGGCUGCCACCAGCAUGGGCUGUACGGCUGCUGCAGCUGCCCCCCAGCAUUCCCUCCACCGCCCUCAGGGCCUCCGCCGAUGCCUCCACCACAAGUGCAGGUUCCGCAGUUUGGGAGUUGCCUACCACCCCAUCAUCAGUCAUAUGCAGCAUUUCUUCAGGCGCAAGCUCAACCAACGCCUGGGUUCACAGCUCCUCCCAGUCCGUGCCUUUCAGUUUCUCCAGUCCAUUUCCCUCAACAACCUCAGCAUGCUGAUGCAGUGGAACUCCUGGCGGACCAGCGAUCUACAUUCCACCAGCUGCAUGGCACCCAUCUGCACACGACUACUCCAUCUCCACCACCGAUUUUUGUAACAGAGCAAAGAACAGCUCAAGUAGAUCACCUAUCAACACGAAGUCGUAGACCUAGCACACCCAGCAGACGUGUUGGACCACGCCGGUGGAGACCUACUCCUACUCUUCCUGCUUCCACAUCAUAUCCAGGGCUUCUGUUACACUUCCUUGCUAUGUUCUCAAAUGCUCCAUUGUCACCAUACAGUCAAGCUGAUUUGGGUAGCCCUGAUUCAACAGAGACUGAAAACUAUGAAGCUCUGCUCCAUUUGGCAGAGAGAUUGGGUGAAGCCAAGCCUCGUGGACUGGCAAAAAUUGAGAUAGAGCAGCUACCCUCGUAUAAGUUCAACGCAGACACACACCAUGGUGACCAGACGUCAUGUGUUGUAUGCAUGUGUGAUUUUGAAGCCAGGCAGAUGCUUAGAGUUCUUCCUUGUUCACAUGAGUUCCACGCAAAGUGUGUUGACAAGUGGCUGAAGUCCAACAGAACGUGUCCCAUCUGCCGUGGAGAUGCAUCUCAUUAUUUCAGCCACCAGGAUUAGAGAGCAAGUAAUACAGCAGAACUUGGAAGUGCUAUUUUCUUAUGUUAAGAGAAUAUAUUUCUUGUUAUAUAAAGAAAAUUGAAAAGAUUUAAUCUUUAUGUUGUUAGAUGUGUUCCUUUGAUGUUAUUUAUUCUUGUUUUGUUCAUUCUGUCUAGAGCAGUUUACAUGAUUAUUUUCUUAGAAGUAAAAUCAUAUAAACAGAUGAACAGAAGUUGUACUUCGUAGUUUUUUGUAAGUUAUUUUUAGAUUUUUCAUGCCUCUUACAAGCUCUGUGGUUUCCCAAUUAAUAUUAUUACACAGACAAAUAAUAUAUUAAUAAGCUGCAUGUGUGUGCCCUGUUGAGAAGGAUAAGGAACACAUUCAGGGUAUCAACAUAUUAGCAUGUGUCAUUAACUCCCCCCACCUAACACUCCCGUCAACCCACCAUGACAAGUUCUUUGUCAAACUUCUGAUGGUUACUGGUAUCCAUUAAAAAAAAUCUAAGAUUAUCUCAUUAAUGGUAUAUUUUUAUGGUUUAGUUUUGAAGGUUAAAUUUGCCUUAAAAAAAAGAAGUCUGUGAAGUAUAUAAUAUGUCUUACAUUCUUCAGUAGAAAUUAUACAAUUAGUUUAAGCAUAAGCACAAUGAUUUACAAAGUUGGGUGAAGUGUUGUAAAGUUAAUGAAU